GCACAAAGUUUGUGCCUGCGGUGCGCCUCGGUCGGGCUCGCCGGGCUCGUGGGCCGGCGGGCUGCCGGAGCGGCGAGGCCCGGGGGGAGAGGGCCGGCAGGCGGCGGCGGUGGCGGCGGUGGCGAUGCGCCGCGCCCCGCCGAGCCCGUCCCGCUGCGCUAGGUGAGCCGGCUCCGGGAGCGAGGGCCGCGGCCAUGGGCACCCUGGGCAAGGCGAGAGAGGCUCCGCGGAAACCUUCCCAUGGCUGCAGAGCUGCCCCUAAAGCAAGACUAGAGGCAAAGCCAGCCAAUAGCCCCUUCCCCUCCCAUCCCAGCUUGGCCCAGAUCACCCAGUUCCGAAUGAUGGUGUCUCUGGGACAUUUAGCCAAAGGAGCCAGCCUGGACGAUCUCAUUGACAGCUGCAUUCAAUCUUUUGAUGCAGAUGGAAACCUGUGUCGAAGUAACCAACUGUUGCAAGUCAUGCUGACCAUGCACCGAAUUAUCAUCUCCUCCGCGGAACUGCUCCAAAAAGUUAUCACCCUCUAUAAGGAUGCUUUGGCAAAGAAUUCACCAGGACUUUGCCUGAAGAUCUGCUAUUUUGUAAGGUAUUGGAUAACAGAAUUCUGGGUCAUGUUUAAAAUGGAUGCCAGCUUGACAGACACUAUGGAGGAAUUUCAGGAACUGGUGAAAGCUAAGGGUGAGGAGUUACACUGCCACCUGAUUGACACAACUCAAAUCAAUGCCCGUGACUGGUCCAGGAAACUUACUCAAAGGAUAAAAUCAAACACCAGCAAGAAACGGAAAGUCUCCCUACUCUUUGACCAUCUGGAACCAGAAGAGCUGUCCGAGCACCUCACCUACCUUGAGUUCAAGUCCUUCCGAAGGAUAUCAUUUUCUGAUUAUCAGAAUUACCUUGUAAACAGCUGUGUGAAGGAAAACCCCACCAUGGAGCGAUCUAUUGCUCUGUGCAACGGCAUCUCCCAGUGGGUACAAUUGAUGGUUCUCAGCCGCCCCACCCCACAGCUCCGAGCAGAAGUCUUCAUCAAGUUCAUCCAGGUGGCGCAGAAGCUCCACCAACUACAGAACUUCAAUACACUGAUGGCGGUGAUAGGUGGGCUGUGUCACAGCUCAAUCUCAAGGCUCAAGGAGACAAGUUCGCAUGUCCCACAUGAAAUCAAUAAGGUUCUUGGUGAGAUGACUGAGCUGCUGUCCUCCUCCAGAAACUAUGACAAUUACCGGCGAGCCUAUGGGGAGUGCACCGACUUCAAGAUCCCCAUCCUUGGUGUGCAUCUCAAGGACCUCAUCUCCCUGUACGAAGCCAUGCCUGACUAUCUGGAGGAUGGGAAAGUGAAUGUCCACAAGCUACUGGCCCUGUACAAUCACAUCAAUGAAUUAGUCCAGCUGCAAGAGGUGGCCCCACCCUUGGAGGCCAACAAGGACUUGGUACACUUGCUGACGUUAUCCCUGGAUCUUUACUACACUGAGGAUGAAAUCUAUGAGCUUUCCUAUGCCCGGGAACCAAGGAACCACAGAGCUCCACCACUAACACCUUCAAAGCCACCAGUAGUAGUGGACUGGGCUUCUGGAGUAUCUCCCAAACCUGACCCAAAGACCAUUAGCAAACACGUCCAGAGGAUGGUGGAUUCUGUCUUCAAGAACUAUGAUCAUGACCAGGAUGGAUACAUCUCUCAGGAAGAAUUUGAAAAGAUUGCUGCGAGUUUUCCAUUUUCCUUCUGUGUGAUGGACAAAGACAGGGAAGGCCUCAUCAGCAGGGACGAGAUCACAGCCUACUUCAUGCGAGCCAGUUCAAUCUACUCGAAGCUGGGCCUGGGCUUUCCUCACAACUUCCAAGAGACCACCUACCUGAAGCCCACAUUUUGUGAUAACUGUGCUGGAUUUCUCUGGGGAGUGAUCAAACAAGGAUAUCGAUGUAAAGACUGCGGGAUGAACUGCCACAAACAGUGCAAAGAUCUGGUUGUGUUUGAGUGCAAGAAGCGAGCCAAGAACCCAGUAGCUCCCACAGAGAACACCCCCUCUGUGGGGCCCAUGUCCAACCUUUGCUCACUGGGAGCCAGAGAUCUGCUCCAUGCACCUGAGGAAGGACCUUUUACAUUUCCUAAUGGGGAGGCUGUGGAACACGGCGAGGAGAGUAAGGAUCGGACCAUCAUGCUGAUGGGAGUGUCCUCACAGAAGAUUUCUCUUCGGCUGAAGAGGACUGUUGCCCACAAGGCCACCCAGACCGAAUCACAGCCUUGGAUGGGCAGUGAGGGCUCUUCAGGUCCCUUUGUGCUGUCUUCCCCAAGGAAGACAGCCCAGGAUACUCUUUAUGUGCUUCCCAGUCCCACCUCUCCAUGUCCUAGCCCAGUCUUGGUCAGAAAGCGGGCUUUUGUCAAGUGGGAGAAUAAAGACUCCCUCAUAAAAUCAAAGGAGGAGCUCCGUCACCUCAGACUGCCUACCUACCAAGAGCUGGAACAGGAAAUAAAUAAUCUGAAAGCAGAUAAUGAUGCCCUAAAGAUCCAACUGAAAUAUGCACAGAAGAAAAUAGAAUCCCUCCAGCUUCAAAAAAGCAAUCAUGUCUUAGCUCAAAUGGAGCAGGGUGACUGUUCUUAGCCCAGAAACUCAAGGAGCACAAUCUGUAAAUGAGUAUAUAGUGGAGAUCUCAUUUCCAAAAGUGACUGUAACACACAGAUCUGAGGAAGUUCAGACUGACCAGCUUUAAAACAGUACUUUAAAAGGAAAAGCCUCUGUUUAUUUACCUAAAAGAAUCCUAAUGUGCAGCACUGUUUUCUCCUUCAGUCAGUUGACUCAAAGGGGGAAAACUAAAGAAUGCAAAACUUUUGCUAUUCAUACUGCUGAUGUUUAUCAAAAGUAUGUGAUCUAAAACAUGACUAUCGUUUCCUGACAAGGGGGCAUCUCAGUGGCCUGCCUGGCUGGUUAUUCCUUAAAGCUAAAAUCUCUGGAAAAUGUAUUUGCUUCCUACCCUGUUUUCUGUCAACAGACUUAUUUUGUUCCAGCCAAAGCUUGCUUAUAAUAGAAAACUACCCAUAUCCCAAGAGUAGAUUUCCUCUAUAUCCCAGCAUACUUUGUAAACCCCGCCCCUUCUUCACUACCUCAGAUCUAAUUAGCCUAUAUACCCUCCUUCCUCACUACACUCAUACACAUGAGCAUAUCAACCUAUGAGCGGAUUUCUACCAAUAUAGCCACAACAUUUUAGAGGCCUAUUAAACAAGACAUUAUCCAACUGCAGGUCAACUCAUAGUUGUAGCCUUACAACUUACAGUCGUCAUAAAAUAAGUAGUCAAAUUAGGUACCUGAAAACAUAGCUAUUACCAUCUUAUAUUACUGGUUAAUUAAAAUAAACAUAAUGCAAACAUGUUUGUCCUUAUAUUACACAGUGGAUGGAAUUAGGAAUUGAUGGCUUUAAAAUAAAAAAAAAGUCUGUGAAGAGUCUAACUCUUCAUGCUCCAUCUUCUGAAAGUCCUCUUAUUGAACUGAAUUUGUGCUUAACUGUCUUCACUAUUACUACUGUUUAGAAAUAAGCUAAUUGGAUCAGUGGCUUCAAUAGCUGACUGUGUGUACAUAUGUAUAUAAUAUGUAUAUACAAUAUCAGGCAUGUAUGUGGCUUGGAAUUUUGUUUCCUCCAUAAAAUGUGGAAGUGAAUUAAACAAGUUUUAGUCAUUUAUACAAAGUCACAAAUAUAAAGUUCAGUUUGUCACAAGAUUAGACUGCUCACAAGGUAAAACUAUUGUUUGGCAACAUCACAAUCCUGUGAGUUUUCUAUUAUGAAGGUUAAUAAUAAAUGGGCUCAUUUAGUUGCUUGGGCAACUAUUCACAAAUUCCUUUGUCAGCCUCUUUUUAGUUCUCUUAAAAAAAAAAUCAUACAAUCAUUUUCCUUUUUCAAGGUACUUGGUUUCCAUGCCUGAAAAGUCUGGUACCAGACUGACUGGAAAUUCAUAAACAAGCUAUCCAGUUGCCGAGAAUAUAAUGUUAACAAUUAAAAGUUCCAAACCUAAAGCCAAGAGCACCACGUCUUCAUAGGAAUACAAAGUAUGUAUACAGCAUUGCUUACCUGGAGGAUUCAGAUCAUUUAAGAAUUCUCUUUGAUGAAAGACCAGUUCCCAUUUGCAUUCCUCCUUGCACUGAGUUUUAGUGACAUAGAACUAGGUUGCAGUUAGUGUUUCAUUACAUUAUAAAGAAACAUUUUACACACAUAUUUGCCCUUUUCUAAAUCUAAAUUCAGAAAUACCCAAAGCAGGCCUGCUUAGGCCCACAAACUGGCAUGUAAACUUAGAGUAACACUUUGUUACUUGCUUUUUAUAGGACAAACGUUAGGACAAACUCUUAAAAUUCAUAUUCUUCAUUAUUUUCCUUUGAUACAGACCAAAGAUGGACUACUUCAAUUUUUUAAAACAGUCACAGAACACUUUUUUUUCAUUCUUCCUACUUUCCAUCCAAAAUAAAGAUCCCCACUGAGUUUUUAUAUAAAUAAUCUAUAAUCUGUAGGGAUUCAAAAGGUUACAGCCCCUUUAGUCAAAUUAGCAAUGGCUAAACAGUAUCAAGUACUGCAGAAUUUACCACCGAAAUGGACAAGAGCUUGAAACAGUUUCACCACAGGUCUUUACAGUCCAGCAAGGCCAAGGAGGUAUAGUAUAGUAUACAAGUUAACAGUGUUCGUGUUGAGCAACAUGGGGCUAGUGGGAUCUACAGAAAUAAUGAGAAAAAAAGGUUUUGGUUUCUCAAGCCUAGUACAACUUUUUGCUUCUCACACUGACUUUAGUUUGGCCACGUAUUUAUCUGCCAAAACAAGGACAAAUCUUGUUUUACUAACAGCAGGGUCACUUCUCAUUUUCUUUGCUGACUCACCUUUUACUGACCAGUUGUGAAUUUCUGUCUAAAAAUGUAUAAUAUAGAACUGCAAGAAAAAAACAAAUGUACAUAUUGUAAAGUUUUUUGAUACCUAAUGUAAGUUUUCUUUGUGUAAUAUUUAUACGAUAAAAGACAUUAGGAUCCCUA
Messenger RNA from Saimiri boliviensis boliviensis (Bolivian squirrel monkey), 4991 nucleotides. RefSeq names its product RAS guanyl releasing protein 1 (gene RASGRP1). Gene Ontology annotation, biological process: Ras protein signal transduction. Gene Ontology annotation, molecular function: calcium ion binding; guanyl-nucleotide exchange factor activity. Gene Ontology annotation, cellular component: plasma membrane. NCBI's taxonomy places the organism in Eukaryota, Metazoa, Chordata, Mammalia, Primates, Cebidae. The record is from RefSeq and is a predicted model, not a curated record.